GCCUAAAGUAUUAUUUUUUUCAUAAUUUGACAUCUUUGCACAAUGGUUGCAGCCAACGCAUCAAACGAGAUUGAUCAUUUCAUUAAUAAUGUUGUCAACAAGCCAGAAUCCUUCUUUAUACCAGAUCAAAAGCUUGCAGACAAGGCCAUACAAAUAGCCAAGCAUUUUUAUGAUAAAGUGAAACAAGUUGAGCCAGUAGAAAUGUCACCGUUCAAUGAAUUAUUAAUACAGGAUUUUGAUAAUGAUCAGAUAUGGGAAGAGAUUGCUGCACAAAAUGAGCCAUUCUUACAGUAUGCAAAGUCAACUCUAAGAUCCUUUUCAAGAAAACCAACAAUAGACGAACACAGUGAAGAAGAAGAAGAAACAAGUGUGUCUGGUCAGUCAAUGGAUCUUGACAGAUUAGAUCAAGAAGGAGAUUACGAUUUGCCAACCGAUGAAGAAGAAGAAGAAGAAGAAGAGAUGAGCCAAGCUGAUAGUGAAUUAGAAGAAGAUGAAUAUGAGGAAGAUAUUGAAAAAGACGAGGAUGAAUAUGAUAAUGGGGAUGAUAACAUUGAUGAUGAUGAUGAUGAAAGACCUAAAAAGACAUCUGAAGUAGAUGACGACUUUUUCAACCUGGAAAAAUUCAACAAGUGGACAGAACAGCAAGAAGAGCUUGAUAUGAUGUCAGAUCGAGAAGAUGAUGGGUUUGAUUUUGAUGAAGAUUUAGAGGACCUUGAAGACACAGAUGAUGAAUACCAAGAUGCAGCUGAAUUAACAUAUGAGGACUUUUUUGGCAAAAAAAGUAAAACCAAGCCUAAGAGGCCCAUGAAGCCAAAGAGACAAGAAGAAGAAGAAGAAGAAGAAGAGUCUGAGGACGAGCAACAAGAUGACAAGUCAGAGAGCUCUGUUCGUAACUUGUUUGAUGACGAAGAAGAAGAAGAAAAUGGCCAAGAAGAGAAAUCUGCUUUCCAAAGACAGCAAGAGCGUAUUGCGGCACAGAUUGAACAAUUUGAAGAAGAAAAUAUACAAGACAAGCAUUGGACAUUACGUGGUGAAGCCACUGCGAGUGCACGACCUGUGAACAGUCUGUUGGAGGAAGACCUCGAGUUUGAACAUGCUAAUAAGCCUGUGCCUGUGAUCACACAAGAAACGACAAAUGUGUUGGAAGAUAUGAUCAAAAAGCGUAUCGUGGACAAUAUGUUUGAUGACGUUGAACGUAAAGUGGAUCCAACCUUACGUCCUUUCUUGCCUUCCAAGAGAGUAGAGAUAAGCGAUGAAAAAUCAAAGAAAUCAUUAGCAGAAAUCUAUGAAGACGACUAUUCUAAAAAGAAGUUGGGUGAUGCCGCAGUCGAUGAACGUGACGAGGCACUAAAGAAGGAACAUGAGGAGAUUACCAAUAUGUUCAACAGCUUAUGUCAUAAAUUGGAUGCUCUUUCCAACUUUCAUUACACACCCAAGGCACCUAAGCCUGAGAUGGAAAUUGUCAGCAACGCUGCUGCUAUUAGCAUGGAAGAAAUCAUACCCGUGAAUGUAUCUGAUGCCACUUUAUUGGCACCUGAAGAAGUGUAUGAAAAGAAACGUGGUGAAGUGAAGGCUACAACCGAAAUGGAUCAGGCUGAACGUAAGAAGGCAAGAGCAUUGAAGAAGAAGCUGAAGAGAAAGGAGAAGGAAAUGAAGGAAAAGGAAAAGAAGAUUAUACAGAAAUACAAUCCAAAGAUGGCCCAAAAGGAAGAAAAGAUCAAGGCUGUCAAGGAUUUGCUUGGAUCAAAGAAUGUUACGAUCAUUGGAAAAUAAACUUUAUCAUGAUGCAUUUAAAACCCUCCACUUGGAUAAGUGAAAAAUAGAAAGAGAG
Molecule: messenger RNA, 1831 nt
Organism: Rhizopus microsporus ATCC 52813
Lineage: Eukaryota; Fungi; Mucoromycota; Mucoromycetes; Mucorales; Rhizopodaceae
Product: Mpp10 protein
Exons: 4
Coding region: 43-1773 (576 amino acids)
Biological process (GO): rRNA processing
Cellular component (GO): sno(s)RNA-containing ribonucleoprotein complex; nucleus; Mpp10 complex
Source: RefSeq, a predicted model, not a curated record